AUGGGGACACCAGGACACGGGGGUCUGGGGGACACCACUGGUGGGGGGGUCCCGCAGCAAAGGAGGCCCCCCCAUUUCUGGGGGGUUGCCCUUUGCCGCGGGGGGGGGGGUCCCUAUAUCAGGGGCUUCCCCGUUUCCGGGGGGGUUCCCCCCGUUUCCCCGGGACGGGGGUGGGUGUGUGUGUCCCCGUUUCAGGGGGUUCCCCAUCACCGGGGGGGUGUCGCCGUUGCAGGGGGGUCCCCCGGAGCAGGGGGGUCCCCCGGAGCAGGGGGGUCCCCGGAAGAGGAGGGGUCCCCGGAGCAGGAGGGCUUCUUCUCGCUGCUGAGCUCGGUGCAGGGGGGGCGCAUGGACGAGCAGCGCUGCAGCCUGGGGGGGGCCCGGCGGUGAGGGGGGGGCGCGGGGGGGCGAGCGGUGAGGGGGGGCCCGCCCCCCCCCGAGCUGGCGGCGCUGCUGGAGCUGCUGGCGAGCACCCAGGGGCGCCGCAUGGACGAGCAGCGCCUGCCCGUGCCCCGCCUGCCCGGCUUCGGGGGCGGCAAGGACUGAACCCCCGGCGGUGCCACCGCCCCCACCCCGUCCCCGAGCCCGCGACGUCCCCCCGCGCCCCCCCCCCGCGCCCCCCCCGCCUGUCACCCCCCAAUAAACCCC
Phalacrocorax carbo (great cormorant) is the source of this 645-nucleotide messenger RNA. Lineage: Eukaryota; Metazoa; Chordata; Aves; Suliformes; Phalacrocoracidae. The record is from RefSeq and is a predicted model, not a curated record.